AGAUAAUAUAUAAAUAUAUACUAUAUAGGAUAAUAUAAAUAAACAUAUUACACAGAAAUAAACAUAUUGCAACAUCAAAUUGAAUACAUCACUAUGACCCGGAGAUCAUCAGUGACCCCCACUAAAAUAAACGGACCAUUUAUGAUGUAAUUUAAUUUAAUCAUAUUAUCCAACAUUUUAUCAUUGCAACCUAUAAUAAUGAAAAUUGUGGCCUACAUGAUGAGACGUACAGCAAGAAUUCAUUGGGUAGUCAAUAAUGUUCAUUGAAGAGCAGUCUGAUUUUAUUAUUAUUAUUAUUACAUAAUCAUGAGUAUUAUUUCAUAUUUUCAAAAUUGUUAAUAAACAUAUGUAACAGUAUGGAUUUGCAUAAAUAUUAAUGAAGAAAUGUGUUAAAAUCUGGAAAAGAAUUUGAAAAGAAAAAUGAAUCUUCAAUUAAUCAAAUUUUUCUGAUCUAAAUCAUAUAGUUCUGAAAGGUACGUAAAAUUAUAAUAAAUUAUAAUUAUAAUUAAAUUAUAAUAAUAAAAUAAUCACAUAUUUGCGAUGUGCAAUAUAAUAAAUCUUCACAACGGUGUCGCACAUCAGAAAUUCCGGUCUUUAUUUUUUAUACUUUUUCCAAUUUUUAUUCAUAAUUUUUUCGGAUAGACAAAACAUAUUAAAUUUGAAAUGAAAUAAUUCUUGUUUCGAUAGCUGAAUUGAAAUAUACUUAUCGUUCUAGUGGAUAAACGAAAAAAAGCGGGUAUCGUGGAGAGAGAAAAUCAACAAUGGCGCAAACGUCAUCUAGCGAUGCAGGACGAAUUUAACCUGUCGAAAACAUCAUGACCGACAAACUCGCAGUGGUUGACUCGCGAAUCUCGCUAGUUCGCACUGGUUCGCGUUUCACGGUGCUUCACGGUAGCCAAAACGAGCAGAUGACGAUGUCUCGAUAGAGUACGUGAUCGGAAAUACAUUUAUCGCGUACAAGAAGUGCAACGCGUACCUCCCCAUGUCCGUCGUCCCGGCAGAACAAUAACCCUUGCAGAAGCUACAGAAAGGUAAUCCUAAAUGGGGAAGGUCAAGAAGAGACCGGAACUGCUCCAUCGCAGCAAGUCACACAAUGUAUUACGUAACUUAAUGCUAAGAGAUUUUGGAUUCCGCACAACGCAUAAAACUAGCACGCGCGAAUUAGAGCCAAUAGCCGAAACAAAGCUCGUCCUGAGAGACCAUAAGGAAUUGAAAUGUGAUUUACCUGGUGUUCCUAAAGCCACUUUUUUGAUGGUUUUUAGUCCCGAUGGAACCAUGGUAGCAUCUACGCAUGGGAACCACAAUGUUUAUAUCACGGACAUCACAACGGGAAAACAUAUUAGGACUCUAUCUGGACAUCCGCGUACUCCAUGGUGCAUAGCUUUCCACCCAUCUUCCAGUCAGAUUUUAGCAUCGGGCUGUUUAGGAGGCCAAGUUCGUGUAUGGGAUUUAAGUGGUGGCAGCGAGAUUUGGAAUGCCGAUAGUCAUACUGUUAUUGCUUCAUUAGCGUUCCACCCAUUUGAAAGAUUAUUAGUUAUAGCGACAUACAAUGAGAUUCAUUUUUGGGAUUGGAGUAAAUCGCAGCCCUUCGCUGUAGCUGCUACAAAGACUGAUAAGGAAAAAGUAAGAUACGUAGCUUUCGACAGUUUAGGACGAAAACUAAUCACUGGAAUUGCAAACACGCCACAAGUUCAGUCAUGGGAUCGGACUCCCAUGGGACAAUUACUUAGAACUGAUUUGAUAAAUUUUAGACAUCGGUCACGAGAAAGUUUUCCAAACAUCGAACUCUCACCCUGGCAUUUGUGGAAUCAUGGUUCCAUGUAUGAGAGAGGCUCGGGGACGGAAACCGUGGAUAGAACUCGUGCGUAUCUGUUUAUGCGCAGAAGCCAUGAAAUGUCCAGCUUUUCGCGAUUUGCCAACAAUAACCAUCACCAUCACCAUCAUCACCAUCACUACCAUCAUCAUCAACAAUUCAGGAACAGUGCGCGGCAGGAAGAGGCGCGGUUUCAGCGGCGGCGUAAUCUAUCCGAAGAACUGAAUCAAACUAGGGAAGCUGCAUCUCGCACGAGCACGGUGGGAAUUCCCUCCCGUCAGCUUCCCAACAAUUCGACGAGCACGGAUAACGUCGACAACAGAUCGGCGGAUGACAGCAACGAUGACGAUCUGCCGAGCAAUUUGACCAGGCAGCACGAUCGAGACCCUAAUGUGACCAACCACGAACUGCGACCCCGUGACUCUCACCCUAGAGAUGAAUUGUACGAGCGAUUAAACAAUGCGUGGGUCGACGUGGAUGAACGACUGCGCGGAAACAACUCUCAGGAUUCGGAAAGACGGAUGAACUUGUGCUACAGGAAUCUCGUCGACCAAUACGUAACGCUUGUCAGACGUUACUUUGAUGUCUCCAGGAACAGAGACACGAUCGAUCGUGGCACGGAUCCCAUGGACAUGCCGGAAGCAUCUUCCGCCAAUCCCGAAGAGUCGAGCAGCAGAAGUGAAUCUGCAGCAACCGAAUCGUCUAUACGAUGGUUGAGAAAUGAACUGAAUUCAAGCGCCCAGGCGAACAACACGAAUCUAGAAAGGCUGCAACGUUGCCAGCGAUUGUUGAUGGAGCGUUCCGAGCAGGAAGAGAUCGGAACUACUCUUCAGAAUUUAAGAGAGGCCUUGAACGCUGCCGCGGAGAAUAACGGUUCGUGUUUGAUACGACUGCAGAAAUUACGGGAGAGACUGCAGCGGCAGACCGCGGCUUUGUUUGAACAUUCUAACAAUCGUAACUCUCGCCUCCAGUUGCUGCGCAACGCCUUGAACGAUGAGAUCGAGGCGCUUAACAAUAUGGAAGCGCAGUUUACAAACACGAGCUCCAGGAUCGAACGGUUGCGAGACGAAUUUGCGAGGUACGGCAUUUUGCCGCGGAAUCAUAUCGUGAAUGAUCUUUCGCAGAGAACUCUAACCGAAGCUAACUGGAGAGCGGUUUCCUCCGAGCUUACCCCGAACGACGGUCAGUUACCCAGUACCAGUUCCGCGUCAGCAGUGUCUUCGGCAAUGCGUGAUGAUUUACGUGUGGAACUCGAUGUGUUUCCUGGUACGAGUUCUACCAGAGAAAAUGAAGAGCGUGGAGCGGCCACUUCGCUGAGAGGCACCGGCAGGGCUACGAGGAGACGAUCCGAGACCACGAACACCGAGGAUGAACCACCAAGAAGGCGAAAGCGUAAAUGUGGGCCGUCACUGUCGUUAGCUUUCACUGGCGAUAGCUCAUCCUCGAGUGACGAGAGCUACUUGCAAGCGUCAACGUCACGUUGCAGCACAUCCAAUUUUACCGUUUCGACUCAUUCAGCGUUUCAAUUAAACGUACCCAAGCCGAUCGCGCAACGAGCCGUCACGCAAAACCAAGAAAUGCCGUCUAAUUUUUUCAGACUGGAUGAAACGGAUACAAACAGCUUGUCUGAUAAUUUAAAUAACGAAUCAAACAGGGAUAACAAUCAAGAUAACAGAAAUUCGAGGAUUACGCGAAAUGCACAGGAAUCGACCAGACCUCAAGAAUACAACACUAGGAGAGGAAAUUUACCCCUACUCAGGAGAGUGCUAGAUGUCCUUCAACGAAAUUUGCACGCAGCUCCGAUGGAAAGUAAUAAUAACAAUGUGCAACAAGUAUCGUUAGAUGAUUCGGAGAACGGAUAUUGGCUCCUCGAGGAGAACAGCAAUUCCGACUCGAAUUUCGAGGAUACAAAUUCCAAUACCAACUCGAAUUCUCGUCGGUGGACCAGUCGAUGGAUACAGAUAGACACUUCGAGCAGAAAUCCGGAAUACAGCGACGAUUUGCCAAAUGAGCGAACGCGCUCGAGAUCUUUCUCGGAGGACGCCGAUCAGAGUUCUAAUGAUAGAUACAGAGAUCAGAGGAAUCGGCUAUCGCCCAUGUCCGCAAAUCCCACUCGUUACGAGCAGCCACCGUUAUUCCCCUUUAGGAGCUUGCGAGAAAACCAAUCGCAGAGAGUAGAACGGAAUCAGACAUUAGCAAACGUUAGUUCUGACAACACGCUCCAAUCAGACGUGCCGGAAAGCGUCGACGAUUCCGCCACGUUAAGAAUCAACUCUAAUCGCGAGAGUGAGUCAAGAGCAAGCAAUAGGCGACAACAACAACAACUAGUCCAUGAUCAACAAGAUGCAAAUGACGUGAAUCUCGAAUCUAACGAUGUAGACCCGAUAACGCUCGCUCUAGGCAAUAUCGAUCCAAGAGAGAGUUCGCUGGGAGUACGGCAAGGGAUUCAAUUGCUCAGCCGUCACAUCGACAAUAUGCAGCGUCUGUGUCGGGCACGUUUGGAGAUAGUCCAGCUGUGUCAAGUACGCAAGAUGUGGGAGGAUCUGCAGCGACAGAUACGCUCGUUACACGUGACGGUUCGCGUAGAAAGGCAAAACGAUGAUCAACCGGAAGCGCAAGAAGACACCGACAACGUCAUUAGCAAUCCCGGUCCGUCGACGUCGACUGCGAGUUCAACGAGUGAAUCGGCAAGGAACUUCAAGAAGACUCUAUUGGAGAAUUACCAGAGGGAAAACGAGAGCGACGGCGACCUAAGAACGUACGAUCAGAACCAACCGUCGACCUCGAGGGGCAUAACUGGUCGCGAGAGGAGCUUCAGAAGCAAGCCGUCAUCCAGUAACAGCGAAGAGAGCACAACGAAUAUGAGUCUCUCAAAUCUGUUGCCAAGCGAUGCCGAGUUACGGCGAAUGCAGUGUUUCAAGCUGGGUUUGUACGCGCGAUCGGCGUCGCGUUGCCAGAAUUGCGAUUCUCGCGUCGCCGACGAUCACACGUAUUCCGCCGUGACGACCGGUGACAUGCAAUUGCCCAGUAUGUCCAGUGUUGUGUCGAAUAUUAGUUCCAACUCGAACUUGCCCGCAGUUACCGCAAUAACGACGACGGAGCCGUCGGAAUCGUCGGAGCAUCCGUUACCCAGCAUCUCGAGUUUUGCCAAUGAUGCCGAUUGUGAUAUCGAGUCUAGUAGAUCUGUCCAAGUGCCGAAUACAAACAUCGAUGCCAGUAAUAAUGACGGCAACGGUGACAACAAUGUUAAUUCGAAUUCCCUUACGCAGCAUUCAACAAAUCAAGGAAACGCAUCCGCAUCUUUACCCGAAUCGUCUACCAGUAGCUACAAUAGACUGCAUGGCAAAAAAAAGAUGUAUCUCAGACGUUUAAAGAACGUUUCAGACAUUUGGUCGUUGAGACAUCGUGGUGCGAGGCAAAGUCCUAGACCUCAGUCAGCUAAUAAUCCGUUCCGUCAUUGCGAGCACGUCAGAAGAUCGUGGCACUUACGUAGAAAUGCAUCUCCAAAUAGUAGUGGCAGUAAUAACGAUUGCUUGGAUACAGAUAUAGAUGCACGCGAGAGGUUGCGAGGCUCGAAUACGUCCGAGUAUUUACAGAAGAUGAUUCUACGAUUGGAAUCGUUGGUCCGACAACAGAAAGCUCUAGCACGGAACAGUAACAUGAAUAGAAGAUUGAAUAGUAACAACCGCCAGUCGGAAGCCAAUAGAGAAAACGACAAUCGAGAAAUGGAAGAGAUUCGUGAAGCCACGCGAUUAAGAGCUAGACAAGUUCUCGGUUUGAUGGUGAGAUCUUUGAUCCAAUUUUUUGAAGUAACAAGAUCAGGAAAUGGCUCUCAAAAUAAUGUUCUCUAUGAACAGAUGUACAAAAUGUACGUGUUGCUGCACCUGGCGCUGGAAUUAACAGACUUGUUGCUAGCACAAUUGGUAAUAACGCGACGAGAAUUGGAGUCCAGUCAAUAUGGCUCUUUGGCUACGAAUUUAUCAGUUGAAAAUUCAGACAGAACAGACAUGAUUGACAAUAACAACGUCGAUAACAGUCUAGGAAUAGAGAAUAAUCGUGCGAAUGAUAAUUGUGCGCGCACAUCGCGGCGAAACGCGGACAGAGAAAGACUUCCAACGAGUCGCGACGAGAUGCCGAGUACCUCCAGGAUGGUUUACCAGGAUACCGCGGAGGAUCUUCUCUCGGUACACAGGAAUAAACAUUAUCGCAUGAUGGCGCAACGAUUAAAGCGCUUACUGCUGUUUCGUCAUCGACGGGGAGCGCAGAGCACCAGCAACUUGUCAGAAAACCAAACUAAUAAUUCAGCAGCAACUAGACCUAGUGAUAUCGGGGGAGGCGGUGACAAUCUCGGUGAAGAUAAUCGGCAGUCGACUUCUGAGAGUGCACUGUCAGCGGAAGUGCAGAGCAUCGUGGAGAGAAUCCGUAGUAGUAGCUCGAUCGACGACGAUCAUGGUGGUGAGUUUAGGACGGGAAUUGAGAGCCGGACGAUCAACACUGAACCGCAAAACUCGAACGAGAGUCGCUACGAGCCGGUGCCUAGCAGACGAGAGUAUCGACGCAGUUACAGAAACGCUACGGUGUCUGAACCGACGAUGAGAUGCAUCUAUGAGUCCAGAAACUCUCAGGAACGUGAUGUAGAGGCUGGAAGCACCAGCAGGAGCAAUCACGUUGCUCACACUUCGUCGGGAGAUGAGCAAAGCACCAGGUCGCUGCAUCAGCCGCAUCAGAGGGCUCGCUGGUACCGGCAGUACGCGCGAGGCGGUAUGACCGCGUUACACGAGCAUCCCUUGUAUGCGUGCUUCGAGUUAGCCCAGUUGAAUUAUCCAGGCGCGUCCAGCAACCGCAGAUUUCCUCACAGCAGCAGGGAAAGUGCUAGGUUACUGUACCAACCGCAUCAAAGAUCCCGGCGAUCUCGCUGGUACCCGCAAGACUUACGCGAGUAUUCUUUGCGCAGGUCCGGUAACUUCGAUUCGAAUUACCUGGAUGCGUCCAACAGUCGCAGGUUCCCUCACGGUAACAGCGAGAGUGCCUCAUCUUUUCGACGAGAAUUUAACGUGCCCGAACUGCAAGUGAACAGCGUGCCCGUGAAUGACUUGGAUACCUCACCCGAAAGUCCUCUGAGCAGACAGAAUACGCCACCGAUUCCAUCGACACCUCCACCCUUAAUCGGUAAUUUUGUUCAUAAUGCCGACAACAGGAAUUAUGAUGGAAUGAAUGAUUGGAUGGAUCAACCUGGACCGAGUGGAACCAACGCGCAAUCGAACAACAAUAGAAAUCGGGUGUCAAGGUUUCUAACAUUAUGGCGCAAUCGGUUUGCACCUCCUUUUGCAUCUCUUCAUAUUCAGGGACCAUUAAUUGGAGGAAAUGCUAGUGCCAAUUUCAAUGGCAGUAAUACUGCCGGAGGCGAAGAUGAAGACGGAGACGGAGACGGAGACGGAGACGGAGACGGAGAUGGAGAUGCUGCCAAUGGCAAUGGCAGUGGUAGUGCUAGUAUCAGUGUCAGUGUCGAUGCCGGUGCCGGUGGCGGUGUCGAUACUGAUGCUGGUGGCAGCAGCGAUAUCAAUGGCGAUGGCAAUGGCAGUAGCAAUAACGGUGCCGGUGCUGGCACUGGUGCCGAUGCCGUUGGCGUUGGCAUUGGGGUUGGAGUUGGAGUUGGAGUUGGAGUUGGAGUUGGAGUUGGCGGUGGUAGAGGCGGAGGCGGAGGUGGUCGCGGACGUGGAGGUGGAGGUGGAGGUGGAGGUGGAGGUGGUGAUGGUGAUGAUGAUGGUGAUGGUGAUGGUGAUGGUGAUGGUGAUGGUGAUGGUGAUGGUGAUAGUGGCGGUAGCGGUAACGGUAAUGGUGGCAGAGGUGGCAACAGAGGAGAAGGAACAGGAGAAGAAAGAGGAGGAGGAACAGGACGAGAGGGAGGGAGCGGAGGACAGGACCCAGGAAACGAUGAUAAUGAUUAUUGGGACAUUGAACAUCAUAUACCAGCGGGCAUGUUAUUUAAUCCAGCAUUGGAAAUUCAAAGUUUCCGCAUUCAAGCGUGGGACUUUUCCGACGGUGAUAUACCUGAUAUAACGGAUUCCGAGAAGAAUGUCGUAGUACGCGAAUGUAAGAUUCAUAAUGAUGCUAGUAUCGAUAUAUCCGCGGAUGGGAAAUUAUUGGCAACACUCAUGCCGUCAGGUCGUAUCAAUGUAACGACCAUGUUAGGUAUUUACAGUUUACAGUGGGAAACAUUAGGAGAGAGAAUUUACUCAACGAAGAUCGAUCAAACGGUAGUGUCUGUCUCGAUAUCGCCCACGCAGCAGCAUCUUUUGGUAGGUUUGGCACGUAGGAUUCACGUUCCCGCCAGACCCUUUCCGAUGGCUUUAAUUUACAAGCUAAUGGAGAAGCAAACUGAUGACAAGAAGAAGAAAGUCCCGUCGACAGAUCCCGUCUUGGAGUACGAUUCCUCCGACAGUUACAGAUCCGACGAACAGCUCGUCGAUAACACGUCCGCGAAUAACACCGUGAGAUCAAACAACGUUACGGUCGGCGCUUACAGACCGCGCGUUCAGGAAUGGCGAAUUCGCAAUAUGAGAACCGAGUUGGACGUCAAGGGUAACCGAGAGAGCAUGGUGCUUAUACGGGAAUUGUUGCAAAGCAGUCGGGAGACCUCGGGCUACGUCAGCUUGAAUUGCAUCAGAUGGGCGCCGCACCCGGGUCAGGGGAUGGUAUACGCCACGAAUACCGGACAAUUGAAUAUCCUGCAGUGAGAGACGGGACUAAACACUCUUUUGGCUUAUAGUAUGAAUGUAUCAUAAACGUAAGACAUCAUAUGGUAUCGCGAAUAUCCUCUCUUCAGUAGACUAAGGAAGAAUUUAAUGUAUGACGUGUGCUAAUAAUGUUUUUAUCACGAUUGAGUAUCAAUCUCUGCGAAUUGCGUAAGAGCGAUGGGCUGAAGCACGGGAUUGCGAUUUGUAUUUUAUUUUUCUUUUCGCCGAUAUAUUUCGUUCUACAAUAAAGCAAGUGUAAAAAGAGCAAGUUGUAUAGGUAUCAUAAUGUACGUUUGAUUUCUGUAUCAUUGUAUAGCUUAUGAAGUUUUUGUUAUUACUAUAAUUUAAAAGGCCCUGUAUUCUUUUUAUUAGACUGAAUUUGUAGAAUACGAUCGAUCUUUUUACGAGAAUUUCUGUUACGCUAUAUGAUACAAAAGUGAAAUUGUGAAAUUAUAUAGAAUAUGUAUUUACCGAUCAAUGAACGCUAAUAAAAUUAUUCAGAUCGCA
This is a messenger RNA of Ooceraea biroi (clonal raider ant), 9057 nucleotides long. RefSeq lists its product as uncharacterized. The record is from RefSeq and is a predicted model, not a curated record. Gene Ontology annotation, cellular component: Cul4-RING E3 ubiquitin ligase complex; intracellular membrane-bounded organelle. Lineage: Eukaryota; Metazoa; Arthropoda; Insecta; Hymenoptera; Formicidae. Gene Ontology annotation, molecular function: protein binding; ubiquitin-like ligase-substrate adaptor activity. Gene Ontology annotation, biological process: autophagosome assembly; mitophagy.